Molecule: messenger RNA, 1968 nt
Organism: Laetiporus sulphureus 93-53
Lineage: Eukaryota; Fungi; Basidiomycota; Agaricomycetes; Polyporales; Laetiporaceae
Exons: 12
Coding region: 1-1740 (579 amino acids)
Source: RefSeq, a predicted model, not a curated record
AUGCGCUUCGGCUACAGACUGCUAUAUCUUCUGUUGAUAAUCGUGCACGUACUACUCGUCCUCAUGCAUGUGGGCUUGCUCAGCGUCUGGGCUCUUCAUGCUGAACAAGCUGUCAUUGUUCCCCUUGAUCAAGCUGGUGAGGUAUCGACCCAAGUCAUCUUUGCACUGCAGGUCUUCAUUAUUCUAUACACGGCUCUUCUGCUAUUGAUAACACAACGUCUCUCUAUCAACAGUCUGGUCGACCGCCCUAAAACACUCACCGCUGUCCAUGAUAUCUCGAAUGCCUGGACAGGCUUGGGCUCUGCGCUCUUCAGCUUGGGAAGGCAGUUCUCCAUACCUGCGGCAGUUUUCGGGACGCUCGGAGUGACGGUCUAUCUCGCCUCCCUUUCUGUGUUGCACAUUAGCACGCCGUCUCUUUUUACCAUGGAUACGUACAACCAGACGGGCGCAUUGUCUGUCGGCCUCACUGCUGGCAUGCCCAACAUCACUAAUGCUACAAUGCUUGGCUAUGACCGUGGAGGCGCCUUGUGGGCAAUCACAAGCACUAUGCUUCCAUACCUCAUCUUUGUCAAUAAUCAGUCAACCCUAGGGCUUGCCAACGGUACUUUGUAUGAUAUCUUGGAUCCAAACAUUGGCACAGGCAACGUCACCGUGAACGCUACGACUGCCUCGGUGGCGUGCCACACUGUCCCAAAUGCUGCUGCAGUCUUGACAUAUGCAAGUGAUGAAGAGUACAUCUGGACAGUACACGCAAUAUACAAUGAUUACAACAUCACAUUUGACCUCGUUGGCAUUCUCGCUAGUACAGGUGUUAUAAAACAGUUUACAUGGUAUAACGAGGCCGAAAACUCCACGCUGCUCCUCGGCCGCAAUGCAAUAUUCAUAACCACAUUCGGCGUGGUAGACAGUAAAGGGAACACGGGAUCGUACAUCUCGGGGUACAAUUACUCGGAUCUGCAAAUCAUCGGAUGCACGCUUUCAUGGAACUCGACCAAAGUCAUCGUGGACUCAAGCACAAGAUUUAUUGUGGCGAUGGAAUCAGGAGUUGCUAACAAUCGGUCGUCCGAAUGGUCUGUCUGGAGUCCUGGUCUGCAGUCCUUCCCACAAGAUAGACAGAAUUUGGAACUUGACAUGUGGGCCGAUAUGUUAUCUAGCUCGACUAGUGGGAUGUUCGCGAUCGGAAACACAAGCCCCAAUAGUACAAGUUCCUCUGAGAUAGUGGGCACGCAGACAGAACAGUCUGUCAAGCUGAUUCUCCCGGCCUCCAUCGAUGGCGGCAACGUGACACUAACACAGUUUGAAAAUGCCGUUGGUGAAAUGACGGCGGAUGUAUUUUGGGCAGGUACUCACGUGUUACCUGCUGACGUUUGCCCGAACUGUUUGACACUCGCCCGCGGUUCAACUGGCGUUCCGAAAACAGUAUCUCGUCUGAAUCUCAAUCUGACAGCAAUACUCUUCGGUUUGGUCUCGUCUAUCAUCCUCCUCAUCAUCGCGGUCUUCUUGACAUUCGGCGUCACAAAAACGAACCGCAUGAUAGAUGGAAUGGGCGUAUUGCAAUUCCUCUGGCUGGUCUCCGAUCGUGCUACAAUACAGAAGCGCCUUGCCGGCAUCGACGAGCCAACAACGGGCGAACUACGCAAAGUCGGCAUGUCUGAGACUGUCAGCAUCAGAGACAAGACUGCAAGAGCAGAAUCGAUCGAGAUGGAGUACAGUACGCUGGGCACAAAGGACUACGACUGAUUUGUACGCGACCCUACUCACGAGCGGACGACGGGGCCGGCAGAGGUCACUGGUUAUGCGAUUGUGAGUAGCCUUUGAAAGUGACAUAGUGUUUGAGAGCCGCCAAACGGAAACCGAGCCGCACUAGUUUAUACUUUGAUCUUGCAUCUACUUGCUCUACUUCUAGUUUCAGGACGUUCUUCGGAUCAAUUAUGAUGACUUGACAUAGGUCUUAUUUCAUAAAACACG